This is a messenger RNA of Phaedon cochleariae (mustard beetle), 3624 nucleotides long. Lineage: Eukaryota; Metazoa; Arthropoda; Insecta; Coleoptera; Chrysomelidae. The record is from the annotation of a GenBank genome assembly.
AUGACUAAUUUAGAAUGUAUUCAGCAGAUUCCGCGUGUCUUAGAGAAUAUCAAUUUCCCAGAAGAGGAAGAAAAAAUUCAAAUAUACUGGAACAAAAUUGAUGCAUUUGGAACAUGCCUGAAGCAAUCUAAGGGUAAACCAAGGUAUACAUUCUAUGACGGCCCUCCUUUUGCUACUGGUUUACCACAUUAUGGACACAUUCUUGCUGGAACCAUUAAAGAUGUUGUUACAAGAUAUGCACAUCAACAAGGGUUCCAUGUCGAGAGAAGAUUCGGAUGGGAUUGUCAUGGGCUUCCUGUUGAAUAUGAAAUUGAUAAAACUCUAGGAAUCAAAGGGCCUGAUGAUGUAAUGAAAAUGGGUAUUGACAAGUAUAAUGCAGAGUGUAGAAAAAUCGUUACUAGAUAUAGUAAGGAGUGGGAAAUUACUAUCCAAAGGAUUGGAAGGUGGAUAGACUUCAAAAAUGAUUAUAAAACAUUGUAUCCAUGGUUCAUGGAAUCGGUGUGGUGGAUUUUCAAGCAAUUGUAUGUCAAGGGACUUGUAUAUCAGGGUUUCAAAGUUAUGCCCUUUUCAACAGCAUGUAAUACUCCAUUAUCAAACUUUGAGUCCGGCCAGAAUUACAAAGAUGUCGUUGAUCCAGCAGUAACAGUCAGCUUUCCAUUGCUGGAUGACAAAGAUGGUGCUGCCUUACUAGCAUGGACCACUACACCAUGGACGUUACCUAGUAACCUAGCUGCAUGUGUGAAUGGUGAACUGAUUUAUGCUCGUUUGGAACAAGUCAGUACCAAAAAAAUUUACAUCAUGAUGGAAUCUCGUAUAGAAACAAUUUUCCAACCAGAUGAUUACAAGAUUCUAAAAACUUUUCCUGGAAAAGAACUGAAGGGUCUACGUUAUGAGCCGAUUUUCCAGUAUUUCGCACAUUUGACACAGAAUGCCUUCAGGGUUUUGGUAGAUGAUUACGUCACUUCUGCGUCUGGUACGGGAAUUGUACACCAGGCUCCAUACUUUGGAGAAGACGAUUUCAGAGUUUGUUUAGCAGCGGGAGUGAUAACUAGAGAUCAAGAAUCAAUUUGCCCUGUUGAUGAUAGUGGGCGAUUUACCCAACCUGUAAAAGACUUCCUAGGACAGCAUGUCAAAGAGGCAGACAAACAUAUUAUCGCUAAGCUCAAAGAAAUGAACAGAUUAGUAUUGCAGUCACAGAUUAAGCAUAGUUGCCCGUUUUGUUGGAGAUCCGAUACUCCUCUUAUAUAUCGUGCCGUACCUUCUUGGUUCAUAAGGGUUGAACAUAUGCAAGAAGCUCUAGUAAAAUCGGCAAAGGAUACUUAUUGGGUUCCCGAUUUCAUCAAAGACAAAAGAUUCGGCAACUGGUUGAGGGAAGCACGCGAUUGGGCGAUAAGCAGGAAUCGUUAUUGGGGAACGCCAAUACCAAUUUGGAUGUCACCAAAAGGUGAUGAGAUCGUGUGUAUAGGGAGCAUCGCUGAGCUUGAAGAGCUUACUGGACAAAAGAUAACUGAUUUGCAUAGGGAACAUAUUGACCAUUUAGAAAUACCCAGCCGUAUUCCAGGCAACCCUCCCUUGAAGAGAAUAUCUGAGGUAUUUGAUUGCUGGUUUGAGUCUGGAUCCAUGCCCUAUGCCCAGUUACAUUACCCCUUCGAACAUGCAAAAGACUUUGAGGAAUGCUUCCCUGCAGAUUUCAUCGCCGAAGGAAUAGACCAAACUCGUGGUUGGUUUUACACUCUUGUCGUCUUAGGAACCGCGUUGUUUGGAAAAGCGCCAUUCAAAAACCUCAUAGUCAAUGGAUUGGUGCUAGCCAGUGACGGUCAAAAAAUGUCUAAGAGCAAAAAAAAUUAUCCAGAUCCACUACAAAUUGUAAAAAAAUAUGGAGCUGACGCUCUUAGGUUAUAUCUAAUCAAUUCACCAGUGGUAAGGGCAGAAAAUUUGCGAUUCAAGGAAGAAGGCGUAAGAGAUAUAGUCAAAGACGUUUUUCUUCCAUGGUAUAAUGCUUACCGAUUUUUAUUGCAAAAUCUCGAAAUUUACGUCCAGAAUAAUAACAAAAUGUUCAGGUAUGACGAGAAGAGUGUUGGCAGCGAAAACAUUAUGGACAAGUGGAUAUUAUCCUAUACACAGUCCUUGUUAUUGUACAUUCGCAAGGAGAUGGCACUGUAUCAUUUAUACAACGUUAUCCCAAGAUUGACAAAAUAUUUUGAUUACCUUACAAACUGGUAUGUCCGUAUGAACAGGAAGAGGCUGAAGGGCGAAGGAGGAGAAACUGAUUCUAGAGCUGCUCUAAUGACCUUGUUCAACAUUUUGUUGAACAUAAUCAAAAUGAUGGCACCCUUCUCUCCAUUUUUGACAGAAACAAUGUACCAGUGCCUGAAACAUUUAACAGAUUCGAGUGCAGAUAGUGUCCAUCAUCUCAUGUUGCCACAGCCCGAUCAGAAUCUGAUUGACACCAAUAUCGAACGUGCUGUAUCCCGAAUGCAAGCAGUCAUCGAAUUAGGUAGGGUUGUGCGUGAUCGAAAAACCAUGCCUGUCAAAUACCCCUUGCCAGAAAUAAUCGUGGUGCACAGAGAGCAGCAGUACCUAGAUGACAUUCUAUCAUUGCAAGACUAUAUUCUGUCUGAAUUGAAUGUGAGGAAGAUAAGUACAACUACAGAUAAAAGUAAAUUUGGAAUUACGCUGAGAGCAGAACCUGACCAUAAAAUACUUGGUGCCAGAUUGAAGCAAGAAUUCAAAGCUGUGACUCUCGGACUGAAAUCUCUAACUGAUUCGGAAAUAAAUGAAAUGAUGGAGAGAGGUUCUAGAGAAAUAGCCGGUUGUCCAAUCGAAAUAUCGGAGGUCCGUUUGAUAUUCAAGGCGGAAAGUUUGAAUACUGACCAGUAUGAAGUACACAGCGACAAUGACGUUUUGAUACUAUUAGAUGUUACACCUGAUUCUACGAUGCAAGAUGAAGGGUUAGCAAGAGAGAUCAUAAAUCGAGUCCAGAAACUACGCAAGAAGGCGCAUCUGGUACCAACUGAUGAAAUAACUGUUUUCUAUGAGGCUGAUGGUGAUUUGAAUAGGGUUGCUCAACAAUUCACAGAGUUCAUUGAAGCGACACUGAAAACGAAGUUUUUGCUCAUGGGCAGUAAAAAAGCUUCAGAUCAAUUGAUAAUUGACGAAAAGCAACAAUUGAAAGAUUCCAACAUUUACCUAGUUUUAACACAAACUAGCAAUAAUCAAUUGCCAGUAUGUCGAUGGGCAAAUAUUCAGUUGGUUGGUAAAAAAUCUAGAUAUUGCAAUAACGCUACCAAGGGCAUGAUAUUAUUGAAUGCAGGGAAUAAAUCGCUCACGCUAGAAAUGUUGAGACAAGAAAUUUUCAGUCUCUUUGGUGUUGCUAACAUUGACCUAUGGGUAGACAAUAAAUUGUUGGCUAGCAAUGAAGAACUGAUGAAAUUAAAUGGUGUAACAAUAUUCAUAACGGAAAUUGGAACCAAACCAAGUCUAGCCAAUGGCGACUUACUGCCUUUCUGCAAAGUUUCGAAUUUCGAGGAGAAUGGUGUCAAAGGUACCAUUAUACUAGAAAAUCCAUUAGGUAAUCCAACAAAUGUACCUUACCACGAGGUUAUCAAGGCCUGGACUAAUUGA